Soboliphyme baturini is the source of this 411-nucleotide messenger RNA. NCBI's taxonomy places the organism in Eukaryota, Metazoa, Nematoda, Enoplea, Dioctophymatida, Soboliphymatidae. The record is from the annotation of a GenBank genome assembly.
AUGGACGUAUCGUUUUCUGGUAUUCUGUCGUUCGUCGAAAAAAAAGCGUUGGAUCUGCUUGCCUCAGGAUCCUGUACCCCUGCUGACCUGUGCUUUUCGUUACAAGAAACGGUGUUCGCGAUGUUGGUCGAAACGGCUGAGCGUGCGAUGGCCCACUGUCGUUCGAACGAGGUGCUGAUAGUCGGUGGCGUCGGCUGCAAUGAACGUCUGCAGCAGAUGAUGGGGAUCAUGGCUCAGGAGCGUAACGCGAAACUGUAUGCCACCGAUGAGCGGUACUGCAUCGACAACGGUGCCAUGAUCGCUCAUACCGGUAUGCUGAUGCACCAAUCAGGGAUGCACAUGAAGUGGGAUGAUGCCGUUUGUUUGCAGCGAUACAGAACCGACGAUGUACAGAUUGAAUGGCGAGAGUAG